This is a messenger RNA of Closterium sp. NIES-65, 4485 nucleotides long. The record is from the annotation of a GenBank genome assembly. Lineage: Eukaryota; Viridiplantae; Streptophyta; Zygnematophyceae; Desmidiales; Closteriaceae.
AUGUAUGAUCUUCGCGCGCUCCGCAUUCGCGGGUUACACAGCGGCGACUCGUCGUCGCCGUCAUGCCCCAAACGCACUAUCCAGAAUAAAGUGUUUCGAGGCCCUGUCUUCGCCGUGCUCGUCUCGCUAUGGCUGCUGUCGGGCGUGGCGUUCGCGGCGUGGCUCUGCUAUUCGACGCACGCGACGUACCUUGGCGAUCGCUACCGCCGCCUCGACACGUGGUGCUACGAGCGCGCCAAGCUCUUCGAGCAGCACACGCUCACCACCGUCAGCCAGAUUAGGACUCUGUCCGGGCUGGCGUCGGUGAUGGGCAAGCCCAGGGGCCGCGGCAACUGGACGUGGGACAGGUGCCUCACGGAGGAGCACUGGAUGGCCUAUGUCAGCAAGACCAAAUACUCCCGACCAGGGGACACGGGCGCCAUGGUCUGCCUCUUUGUUACGGACCAAGAGAGGCCUGCCUUUGAGCGGUUCUACGGCGGCCCCAUUCUCGACUUCACCUUGAUGCGGCGCCAGCAGCAGCCUGUGUACUGCCCCAAGAUGCUCGAGCUGCACUCAUACUGGAAAACCCUACUGCUCGUGGACCUCAUGCAGCGCGGGCCCGAGCUCGCCUACCUGCGCAAGUCGGGGGACAUCAUCUUUAGCCAUGUCACGCCCAUCGGAAACCUCUCCCUCAACAUCACCGGCUUCGCCAUCGGAGUGCCCAUCUUGCAGCAUGCGCUGCCACUGAAUCCCACGGAGCAGCAGGCGGAGGAGGCGGUGCUGGGAGCAGCUGGGGCGAACGUGGACGUCGUAAUGAUCACCCGCCACGUGCUGCAGAACGUCUUCACUCCAGACCCCAGCAUCACAUUCGAGGUGUAUGAGACCACGGACCCCAAUGGCCCGAUAAUGAUCUACGGUCCGGGCCCACGCCUUCUGUACUACCGCGACCGCGACAUCCUUCCCAUCACCGACAUCUCGCCCCCCAAUGUCACGCGCCCGUGGGAGGAGCGCUCUGUCGUGCCGCUCGACCUGCUUGGGGGCCGCCUGCGGCGCUACCAAGUGUGGUGCCGCUACGUGGAGGCUCCAAGCGCGUGGCUCUCCUGGGCUGUGCCCUUCCUGUGGGCGGCUCUCGCUCUCAUGGUAACGGCUCUGGUGGCGGCGGUGGCGUGGCAGCAGCGGGUGGGGUAUGUGCGCAGCGAGGAGAGCAUGGCAGCGGCGGACCAGCUGAGAGGGAAGGCGCGGGCAGCGGAGCGGUCGAAGAGCUCGUUUGUGGCGUCCAUGUCGCACGAGCUGCGCACGCCCAUGCUCGGCAUCGUGGGGCUGCUCGAUGCUCUUGGGGACCGCCGCCUCUCUGCCGCCCAGCUGCACGACGUGCAGGCGGCGCGCGCUGCCGCGUACGACACGGUGCGGCUCGUCAACCGCGUGCUCGACCUCUCCAAGCUCGAGGCGCGCCGCAUGGCACUCUGCUGCUCGCCCUUCCACCCGCGCGCGUGGCUGGAGGAGGUCCUGCUGGGCUGCUGUGAGCUGGCACGCCACAAGGGCAUCGAAGUGGCGGGCAUGGUGGACAUGGGAGUACCUGCAGUGUUGCACAUGGACACCAUGCGACUCACUCAGGCGCUCAACGAACUCAUAGUCGCUCCGCUCCAACCCUCUCCUCCUCCUCCUCCUCCUCCUCCUCCUCCUCUGCCUCGUCACCCCUGGUGGCUCUCCUGGUUGGCCUGCCUCCACGUGCAGCUGGUUCGUCUCUUCAGUGCAGCCCCUGCGACACGCUGGGGGGAGACGUGCCGGAGGGAACAGGAGCCACCAAAUGAGGGCGAGGCUGAUGAGGAUUCCUCACAUCGGGCCAUGCUGGGACAGGAGGAGCAAGUGGAGGAUGCGAAGAGCAAAGAGGAUGGUGAAGGGGAUGACGCUGGGUGGAGCAGCGGCAGUGGUGGAGAGGAGAUGCAGCUGGUGCUGUCGUGUGCCGACACAGGGUGUGGGUUUGACUCAACGAGGGAGGAGCUGUCAGAGUUCAAGGGGCGAUCGGAGAGUGGAGGAGCAGGCCUGGGCUUUGUGCUCGUGCACCAGCUGGUGGCCCUCAUGGGUGGCCGCGUUGCCUGCCUCUCCCACCCCGGCACCGGCUCCACCGUCGCUUUCUCCGUGCCCUUCGCCCCAACCCGCCGCCCUCCCCCUUCGGCUUCCCCUGCUCCUCCCCCUACUGCUCCUGCUGCUGCCGCUACUCCUGCUGCUGAGGCAAGCGGGGGAGAGGAGAGCGGGACACAAGAGGGGGUUGGGAGGUCCGCAGGGGAGGGAUGGAGUUGUGGGCCGUGGUUGGGGGGUAGCAGGUUGAUGGGGGGAAGCUGGCUGCGACGCUUGGACGUGCGGCACAGUGCCAUGCAGGGCAGGCGGGAGAGCGAGCCGUGCAGAGUGGAGACUGGGGGAGGGUGGCAUGCAGGGUGCACGAGGGGCGUUGAGGAAGUGACUGUGGGCGUGGUGGGGGCGGAAGGCAGCACGAGAGAGCUCACGGCGCUCAUGCUGGCAGCUCUCGGAGCACACGUGCACGUGCUGCCCCGCGCUCUGGAUCGCGUGUACGCUGCUGACGCCCGUGCUGCCGAGGGGGUGACAAGCAGAGCUGAGUGGAGCUGCAAGGAUGCAGCGAGGGCACAGGGGGGGGCGGAGGAGAUGCGAGACGGCACGUGCAUAGGGAGUUGCUUGAGCGGUCGGAUGGACAGAGGAAUCAGGGAGGAUGGGGAAGAGGGAGAUGGUGCAGGAGAGGGAGGGGAUGAAGAAGAGGGUAUGCCAUGUGUGGUGGUGGUGAACGAGGAGGACCUAUGGUGGCAGCAGGGCGGGAGAGCAGCAGCAGGCAUGCGGUGGGACAGGGACAGUGGGGCUGCCGCAAGGCAGGAGGAUUCCCAGUGUGGGUGGAGCGGGCAGCAGGGUGGGCAGGGGGGUGGGGGCAGAGGCGCAGGUGUGGUGGCGCUGGCGCCGCGGGAGGCAGCAGCAUGGCAGGCAGCAGCAGUGGGGCUUGUGAGGCGCUGCAUAGCGGCACACAGGGGUGGGGGGAGAGAGGAGCUGGGUGGAGGGAGAGGGACGGACGGGGGAGGAAGGAUAGAAGAGGGAGUGGGGGGAUGGGUUGGACGGGCAGGGAAGGGGAAAAGUGCCAGCCCCACAGCAGAGAGGCAUCCUUGCUGGGAUAGGGUGACAGGGAUCGUCAUUCUCACUGCAUGCUCUGCUGGAUCCACACGGGACGAGGGGGAGGGGAAAGAGGUGGGGGAGAAUGGGUGGAAUGGGGGAGUUGGAGAAGGCGGGGUGGAGGAGAGCACAACUGUAGAAGGUGGAGAGGAGGAGGAGGAGGAGGAGGAGGAGGAGGAGGAGGAGGAGGAGGAGGAGGAGGAGGAGGAGGAGGAGGAGGAGGAGGAGGAGGAGGAGGAGGAGGAGGAGGAGGAGGAGGUGUGUGAUGAUGAGGGAGGGAUAGGGAUCGUUGGGGGACCGGGACAGGCGUCCCCCGGCCCCUGUACAGCCUCGUUAGCCUUGUCGCUGCCUGACAUUGCCUCUGCCAGUGCUGCUGCUGCUCCCCGUGUGGUGGUGUGCUGCCGCCCGCUGCUCGCCCACCGCCUGCACCACGCCGUCCAGGUGGCAGCGUUUGGAGUGGAUUCUAUGAGUGCAUGGCAUGGCAGUGCAGGGUGCGAGCGGCAGGACAACACCGAGCCUGCGCAGCAAGCACAGCACGGCAGGCCGCAGGAGAGUGGUGAGGAGAGGCAGCUGAGCUCAGGCAGACAGUGGAGUGAAGAGAAGGGCGAUGAACACAAGUGCGAAAACACAAGUGCGCGUACUGUGGGGAGAAGUGUGAGUAUGCAUGCUGCAAGCCUGACAAGAGUUCAGCCUUCUAGCUGCACAGCAAGUCGGAGGGCAGGGGCAGGGGGGGCGGUGGGAGCAUCAGGGGCGGCAGGGGGUUUGGUGGCAGGGUGGCGGGUGCUGGUGGUGGACGACACGGCAGUGAACCUGCUGGUGGCCCGCCGCACUCUCACCCGCUGCGGCGCCACCGUCAGCACGGCGGGCAGCGGGGAGGAGGCGGUGCGGAUGGUGGCAGCGGCUGUGAGUGCAGCAAGCGAUGGCGCGGCGGCGCAUGGCAGCGCUGUGCUGGAUGUGGUGCUCAUGGACCUGCAGAUGCCCCACAUGGACGGGUUCAUGGCAACUGAGGCGAUACGCGAGCUCGAGAGGGCUGCAGCACUGCGAUCCACCCCGGCAGCACACGCAGCAACUGACAGCGGUGCACAAAAAGACUCGCCGGCUGUUGCUGCUGCUGCCUCUCACCCCGUGAUUCCAGCCCUCAUGCUGCCCCGAGUGCCCAUACUGGCGCUCACAGCAGAUGUGGAUGCUCACAUCACACAGCGAUGCCUUGCCAGUGGCUUCGAUGGCAUUCUGCAGAAGCCCAUUGACCCCAAGCAGCUCGCCAAUUUAAUGCUAAGGAUAGAAAGGCCUCCCCGGUUUGGACCCUUACGAACAAUUUCACAUCCAAUGACAUGA